AUGAUUUUGAAUCUUCUCAAGGGAACAGUCCUGGCCUUCCUGACUACACUUGGCACAGCAGGGAACACCUUUGUUUUUAUAAGUCAUGUACUCAUGUUUGGGGGCGCUGAGAAGAAAGCCACGCACCUUAUUCUCAUCCAUUUGGCCUUCACACAUAUCAUAAUGCUUCUGUCCAAAGGCAUGCCAAGCACAAUAGCUGCUUUUGGGGUGAGACACUUCCUCGAUGACACAGGCUGUAAGGUCGUGUGCUACCUGGAGCGGGUGGCCCGGGGCCUCUCCAUCUGCACCAGCAGUCUCCUCACGGUGGUCCAGGCCUUCACCGUGAGCCCCAGUCACUCCAGGUGCAGGAGGCCCAGGUCUGCGUGGUUCAUUCUUCUUUUGUUUCCCUUCCUCUGGAUAUUUAAUUUUUUGACCAACCUCACCUUACUCGUUUAUAUCAGAAGUACUAGUGAAAACACAUCACAAAUUAGCACAAGUGACUACUAUUGCUCUUUUCAGCCAGAAAAUCAGAAGGUAAGAUGGAUCAUACUUGGUACCAUGGCCUUCCGGGACGCUGUGUCUCAGGGCGUCAUGUGCGGCGCCAGUGGCUACAUGGUGCUUCUUCUCCAUCAGCACCACCAGCGUGUUCUCCAGCUGCGGAGCUCCAAGGUCCUCUGCAAAACUCCCGCCGAGGUCAAAGCUGCCCAAAGUGUUCUCCUUCUGAUGCUCUGUUUCCUCCUCUUUUAUUGGGCAGAUUGUGUUUGUAAUCUACUGAUUUCCAUGGUGGAGAAUAAUCUUAUAAUAAAUGUCCGAGAGUUUCUCACCCUUGGUUAUGCGAUUCUCAGCCCCUUUGUGUUGAUUCACAGGGAUGGACACGUGGCUGCGUGCCACUUCCCUCAGAGGGAGAGCGGGGCUUUCAGGAGAUAUUUAUUGCCUGCAGCUUUUCAGUAA
Molecule: messenger RNA, 930 nt
Organism: Octodon degus (degu)
Lineage: Eukaryota; Metazoa; Chordata; Mammalia; Rodentia; Octodontidae
Product: vomeronasal type-1 receptor 4-like
Exons: 1
Coding region: 1-930 (309 amino acids)
Biological process (GO): G protein-coupled receptor signaling pathway
Cellular component (GO): membrane
Molecular function (GO): pheromone receptor activity
Source: RefSeq, a predicted model, not a curated record